AUGGAAGCACCGCCCGCGGCCGCCUACGCGACGUCCGACUUCCCAGAAGCGGCUGAGCCUUCCGAAGAAGAAAAGAAGGAAGCCUGCGCUAUCGGUGAUGGCAACACGCCUGAAACGACUCUACUGUCUCGAAUGUCCACGAGUUCUUACUCACUGUCAAGUGAACUACUGGCGAGCUGGCAGCCCUAUGAACCAGUCUCCACGAGACAAGUCAGCGCAGGGAUCCAUCGCGCACGG
Molecule: messenger RNA, 237 nt
Organism: Iphiclides podalirius (scarce swallowtail)
Lineage: Eukaryota; Metazoa; Arthropoda; Insecta; Lepidoptera; Papilionidae
Source: the annotation of a GenBank genome assembly